GCGCAGACGCUUUUGUCGUGUUCACCCGUGGCCGCCGAUCGUGUCAUUGCUGAUUGUGCGAGAGUAGUGCUUAAAGUAGUUUGCAGUACUCGGGUAGAGAGAAAGCCAUGGGGCUCGCGAGGGCGGCCGUCUUCGCCGGCUGUCUCCUCUUCCUGGCGGUCGUCGCCUCAGGCAGUAAAUGUACAGUCGGCUGCCAUGGAUUACACGGAGGUAAAGCCUAUCAGGAAGGACACACAUAUAUAUACGAUUUGGAAGGAACAUCUGUAACGUCAGUUCCCGAUGCUCAGGGUGAUGCUACCUUGAAGCUGAAGGGUACUGUUGAACUGUCAGUGAAGCCUGACUGCAUUCGACAGGUCCGAUUGAAGGGCGUAUUAAUCAAUGGAGCCCCAAUAUUGCUGGCAGAUAUUGAAAAGUAUGCAUUACAAUUCAAUUAUCACGAUGGUCAUAUCGAUACCGAGGUCUGUGCCGAACCCGGUGACUCACAGACGUCUCUCAACAUCAAGAGAGCUGUCACUUCUUUAUUCCAAUCAGCUAUUAUACAAGAAUCUGGCUCUACGACUCAUCACGAGGUCGACGUGCUCGGUGGUUGUCCAACUGAUUUUUCUUUCCACAAAGAUGGCGAUUCGCUAGUCAUUCAGAAGGAGAGGGACCUGAUCCGUUGCUCCCAUCGCGAAAGUAUCAGAUAUGGUCCCGUGUCCGCGGUCUAUGACCAGAAAUCCGAAAUCCAAUCGGCCCCGUUGCUGUCAGCGCAUCAGAGAAUCGAGCAACGUUUCAAGCGCGGUAUCCUGAACAAAGCGACUUCAGUCGAGUCAUACAAAUUGAAACCGUGGAGCAACGGAGACGUCAGCGCUAAGACGGUCGUGCAAACCACUUUGACGCUCAAAGGUGAGAAGGGCGACAGCCCUAAUGCUCCGGUUUCCCUGCCAAAGUCGCUGAUCUUCGAAGCACCGCAUCCCGUCACCAAAUCUUCGGCCGACAACAUCGCCGCAGCCGUGAAGGCAGUGAGUGCCGAAGAGCACAACGGUGUGAAGCAUGACGCGGCGGAAAAGUUUGGAAAGCUCGUUAAAGUCCUUCGUCUCAGCAGCAAAAAAGACAUUAUCUCGACCUACCAAAAAGUGAAAAAUGGCAACGGUUUCGACAAGGUCCUAGACAAGAAAAUUUUCCUGGAUGCUCUCUUCCGCACUGGAAGCGGCGAAGCCGCGGAAGUGGCCGUAGACCUAUUAAAGAGUCACGAAUUGACUGGCGUUCAGGCGCUCGUGUUCUAUGCGAGUCUUACUCUGGUCAGUCAUGUAAACCUACCAUCGGUGACCGCCGUCACUUCUCUUCUUGAUCAGCCAAACUUACCGCGUCUUGGCUAUCUCGGAGUCGGUCAAGUAAUUGGCAAAUACUGCCAGGAGCAUACUUGCGAGAAUGUAGCCGAAGUCAAACAAGCUAUUCACAAAAUCCGCGAAAAAGUCGGCAACGGAAAAGCAAAGACCAGAGAACAGGAGAAUGUCAUAGUGUCGGCUUUGAAGGCAUUAGGUAACAGCAGAUUUCUCGACGAUGCCACUCUACAGAAAUUAGUCGGCAUUGCUGAGGAUAAGAACGUGCGCAAUAGAGUCAGGGUAGCCGCGAUCGAGACUUUGCCUACUCGCUGUUCCAUGAAAUGGAAAAAUCCUCUUUUGAAGGUUCUGGGCGAUCUCGAAGAAGAUAGCGAGAUCAGGAUCAAAUCUUAUCUGUCUUUGGUCGCCUGUCCCUGCUCUCAUGUCGCCAGUGGUGUCAAGGAAGCUUUGGAUAAAGAAACGAUCUAUCAGGUCGGAUCCUUCAUCCAGAGUCAUUUGAGGCAUUUACGAGCGUCUGCCGAUCCGAACAAAGCCGAAGCGAAGAGGCAUCUCGGUCAGAUCAAGCCACGAACCAAAUUUCCGAUAGAUAUCUUCAAAUAUUCCUUCAACGAUGAAUUCUCAUAUAAUUUUGGUGGAAUCGGACUCGGAGAAUCCGUAGAGAGCAACGUUAUCUACAGUCAGAAUAGUUUCGUACCACGCUCCAUCAGUCUAAACUUAACUAAUGAGAUAUUCGGAAGAUCCUUCAACUUCCUAGAGCUCAAUACACGUGUCGAGAAUCUUGAUAGAUUGAUCGAGCAUUACUUUGGACCCAAGGGCCGCUUGACGCAGGACGAAGUGGACGACUUGGUUGACAAGGGAGUGGACAAGACAGAGAACAUCAUUAAGUACAUCCAAGAGAAAGUUAGCAAAAUGCGCAGCAAACGUGAAGUUAAGCAGGGAGAACUCGACAAAUUCGCCAAGGGUGUGAAAUUAAGAAACAACGAGGUAGACCAGCAACUCGACAUUGAUUUAUCAGUCAAACUGUUUGGCGUCGAACUAGCCUAUUUGAAUUACGACGGUAAUCCAUCGCAGUUCACACCGGAGCACAUUAUCGACAAGUUAUUUGACAUCUUUGAGAAUGGGAUCAACAAGCUAAAGACAUUUGAUUACAAUUUACAAAAUCACAUGCAGUUCCUUGAUGCAGAAGUAGUCUAUCCUACAAAUCUGGGUAUGGCUCUUUCUCUCGGCGUAAUUGGCACCAGCGUGGUCAACUUGAAAACGUAUGGUAAGAUAGAUAUUCCGGCUAUCCUAAAGGAUCCGAAAAACGCCAAUAUAGACUUUGGCUUGAGACCCAGUGCGUCCAUUCGUGUUGCUGCUAAUAUGGUCGUGAAAGGAUUCGAUAUAGAGUCUGGUUUGAAGCUCGUUAGCACGCUGCACACUGAUACGGCAACCGACUUUAAGGUGAAACUAUUGGACGGCAAAGGUAUUGAUAUAGUUAUUGGUACGCCGUCGAAAAAAGAUGUGCUCAUAGACUAUAGUACUGAAGUUCUGUUGAGUGCUGGCGAUACAUACAGAGCUCCUAAAUUCAGCAAGAGUAAGGUAUAUAAAGACUGUUUCGAACAGUUGUCUACUAUUCUGGGUGUAACGGUUUGUGGCCACGUUGAAUUCCCCUAUGACGGCAUUGACUCGAUUCAGAAGAGAGCAUUAUUCCCCCUUAACGGUCCGUCAAAGUUCUUCUUUGAUUGGGAAAACACUGAUCUAUCUGCUGUCCAUCUCAAGAUCUAUUAUGACGAUUCGCCCAAAUCUAAAUCGUUUGAAAUCUUACUAGAGACGCCGAACAGCAAAACCAGCAGACGCAUGUCUUUCACUGGUGAAGCCGCUCUCGAGCCCAACAAGCACGCUAAACUGGCUUUUGAUUCUCCCUUCAAAAAAGCCUCCAUCGAAGCGAUAAUAAAGGAAGAAGCUAAGGAGCACUCGCUUACGCUCGUCUUACACAAUGAUAACCAAGAAUAUUAUGGGCGCGCCGGAAUCUUGGCCGAUGGAUCCAAGUACAAACCCAUCUUAGAAUACAAGGUACCAGAACAUAUUGAGAAGUUGGCUGGCACCAAGUCCGUAAAGUCUGGUCAGCAGUAUGAGGUGCAAGGUACCGUAGAGAUGGCCGAUCACGAUGGCGGCAAAAAAUACAUAUUUGACAACGUGGCUCUCGUCACGAGUGGUCAGAAACUUGUCGGUCUCGACGGUUACGUUCACUCUGCAGAUGACGUCGCCGACUUGGACAUGAAGGUGAAUUACGGCGAGGAAUCCAUCGCUCUCAAGUUGAAAGGACAGAAGAAGAAAGAUGAUCAUUACUCGGUCAUCGUUUCGGCAUUGCCAUCGAAAGAUCCUAAUAUUGGAUUCAAUAUCAAGUCCGAAUUCCAAAGGCAAGCAACCGCGUACAAGUACAAUCUGAUCUUCAUUCACGGUCCGGAUCAGAACUCCGAAGUAAACCGUUUCAGCCUCGAUCAUCACGGUAUCAUCAAACCAAACAUGAAUGGAGUAAACUUCCACUUCGGUAGCUCCACCAAGAUCACGUAUCCCGCCGCAAAAUUAAACCUAGAAUUCGAAGAAAAAUUCAGACCCAAUUCCGUCGGAGGCAAGAUCGUAAUCGGUUAUGAUAAAUUUAAGUUUGGCUCCAAAUUGUCUGGCGAGAUAAACAAAGAGAAACCAGGUGAUUAUGAGGUCGAAUUCGAAGCCGAGCUUUUGCAGAAUGGCAUCAAAUUAGAGUCCAAACGUACGAUUAUUGAUGCGCACAAGAGCAAGUACAAGAACAAGCUCGAGCUCAUACCGGGAGGUAAAUACGAGGCCGAUGCACUAAUCACGUACAAUCACGACAAGAAUAACAAAAACUUUAACUUUGAGUUAGACAGCGACCUGAAGUUGGACAACAAAAAAAUUAAAGUUUUCAGCAAUUUGCACGUCAACCAUCCCAAUAGUGUCCAGUCACAAGCGUACGUCAUUGUCAGCGACGUCAAGUACAUCAACUUCCUGUUGAAGCUACAGAAACAAGGCAAUCCUCAAGGUACUUUAACUUUGAACGUGAAGAACUAUUUGAACGCUGAAGGGCAGCUGUCGUACCAAAACGGUAAAGGUAAGACGCAUCUCAACAUUGAUUUGCCAAAGAUCAACCGAAAGAUCAAAGGAACUGGUGACUUCACGGUAAGUGGCUCGCAACACAAUGGCGAUUUUGAACUUUUAUUCGAUGCGGAAAAGGACCCGAACAAACGCAUUAAAUUAUCCACUGUAAACGACAUAAAGAAGAACGCCAUCGACACAAAGAACGUGAUCGAAAUAUCGAAUCACAAGUUCGUAGUAAACGGCAAGGGCAAGUUGGAUGGCACCACAGACAACGGCGAUCUAGCUGUCGAAGGAGAUAUUACUCUACCAAACGGCCGUUAUCUGACUGGUAAUAUCAAGAGAUCGUCCAAGAAGGACAACAACAACAAAUACACCGUCCACGUAAGCGGCGAGUUAGAAGAUCACGAAUCUAAGGGCGGCAAAUCGCGAAAACUCACGUACGUUGGAGACGCUAACAACGUUGAUUUCAAAACCUAUACAUGCGUGACCCACUCGAACCUGAAAGCCGUCAACUACGAUGGCAAUCAUAUAGAACUCGAUUUGAAACUCAAGAAUCUUAUCGACACCGAUGGCCACAAGAAAGUGGAAGGAGUCGCUAUAAACCUGUCGGAAUCACAUAUGUCGCAACCGUUCACUCUAGAAUACGAAGGUACUGAGGACGAUAAUGAGGCAGAAUCCUACAAACUUGAAUCUUCUUAUGGCAAAGACUUCCACCUGAAGAGUGGCGAAAAGUAUGUUCCCGGCAGUGGUGACAAGCCGUGCUCGUACAAAGGCACCACAGAACUGGCAUGGAUAUUGCCGUCAAAGAAGUUGCGUAACAUCAAGCUUAAGACCAUGCACGACCUGUUGAUUCGCGACCAACAUUCUAAGAGCGAUGUUAAUGAUCUGAAGGGACACGUGGAACUUAUUUACAACGAUGACAAAACAAUCAAGGUCGGAGGUUCCUUAAAGACCCAGGGAAUUGAAGACGGCGAGCAUCCUUACGAUUGCGAGAUGGCACUCAAUCUGAUCACUCCCAACACUCCGCCUCUCAGUUACCAGGAUCAUUUCACGUACAAACCCGACGGCAACAAAGUGACGAUUACUACUAAGUCGAUCAUCAAGUACGACCAGAAGGAGAUAACCCUCGCGAUCAAUCCCCUUACGUAUGAUUAUGAUUUGACGCACAUUGACGUAAAAGCCCACGCUACCACUCCAUUCGAGAAGAUGCAUAACGUCGACCUUGAACUCAAGCACGAGAGAGAAAAAGACGGGCAUGUAAGGAAAACCGACGCAGCCUUGACCUUUGACGGUCAAGCGAAGUACACGCUCAACAGCGAAAUUCGAGAAAGCGAGACCUCCCCGAUGAUGCACAUAAUUUUCAUCUGCCCGGCAGGAAAAACCGAGCUGCUCUCGAAAUACAACAAACUUGGCGACCAUGAAUACACAGGCGAAUGGAAAAUCGACACGCCAAAAGGCUUCGCCGUUGCCGACGCGCACGUUAAUUUAGAGAGCAUCGACAAUUUCAUCAUUAACGCUAAUUUAGAUAGCGACAAGCUCAAGCACCGUAAGAUUCAUGCCGAAAUCGCUAACAGUCCCACCGCCAAAACCGGCAGACGGAUAUUGAUCACCGUCACCAGCGAUGGUAAAAACAUCGUGACCGGAAGCACAAACUACAAGAAGCGCGACGAGGCCGGUAAAAUCACCGUCGAGGGAAGCGGCAAUCUCAAGAUAGGCGAGGACACGAGGAGCUCCUCCUUCAAGUAUACUCGCCAGCAAUUGACUCGCGAGAAGGACGGCGAAACCGGUACGGUAAUCGUCCUGAACGCCAAGUUCGAUCCGGCGGCCGUCGUGGGCGAGCUUAAGCUUUCGAACAAGGAGCUCCUCGUUUUCAACAGCUACUGCGAGCAGAGCAAGGACUGCGCUCAUUUCAAGCUCCAGUCGGGCUACGACUCCGACAACAAGAAUUAUCUGAAUCACGAUUUAACGGUGGAAGUAGACCUGAAGAAAUUCAACGUGCCAGUUGAAUUUGGAUUGAAAACAAACACCGAAACCAAUUUCAAGGAAUCCAAGUAUGAUCACUCUGCCAACUUGUACUUACACUCGUCGAAGGACAAAUCCCAGUAUUCCUACAGAGUUUACGCUCAUCCCAAGGAAAGCGCUGCCAUUUUGACUUUGCCCAAUCGCGAACUAGCUAUCAUUGGCACAUUCGACUUGCCCAAAACGAAGCAAACCGGAGCAUUCAAGGUCGAUGUCUCCGUUUACUUAGACAGGAAGAACAAGCCGUCCGAGAAGAGCGGUGUGAUCGCCACCGGUGAUAUGAACAUUGAGAAGAACAGCGGAUCCGUCAGCGGAGAGCUCAAAUUCAUAUAUCCGUCUCAGCCGAAGGAUAUGACACUGAAAGGAAAGCUUCACUAUGGCGGCGAACACCUGCUGGACGCGAACGUGGAUAUCGAUGUCUUCGCCAAGAAAACGCAAAAGAUCAAUAUCGUGGCGAAACUAAACCGACAGGAUAUCGAGAAAGGUCACAAUCUCACCAGUGUAAUCGAAGUGAACAGUCGUGGGCAACAACUCAAAGUCGACCUGAAAUCGCAUUUCGCGAUCGGGGAGGACAAAUUAGGUUUCGGCAGCAUACUGUCGUACACAGACAUCAAUCAGAAACCGAAGAGCGUGGGCAUUCUGUUCGAUACGGAUGAAACGCAGCUGUAUUUCCUUGUAACCGGACAUAAUAAAGAACUCCUUAAAGUCGACUCGAAACUGCAUUUACAGAAAAACGUGCAAAAGCUUGAUACGGAAAUCGUUAUUGUUGGCAAAUCAUUUAUGACGACACUCGAAGCGCAUGAUUGGAACAGCUUUACUUACACGGAAUACAACAAAGAUAAUCCUAAUACGAAGAUCAAUAUCAAUGGACGCGUUGUGCUCGGACAACUGGCCGAGAUUCAUGCCGAUGGUUACAAGGAUGGAACGAAGAAGCAUCUUUUCCACGCUUUGAUCCACCUUGAUGAAGAGAAGUUCCUGAAACCUGAUUUCGGCUACGAGAAGGACAAUAUUGGCUACGCGGUGGAUUAUUAUCGAAAAGAAAGCAUCGAGUUACUGAAACAGCUCAAGGACACUGUCACCGAGAUAAGUGACGAAGUGGAAAGAGAAUUAAAAGAUCUUGUGGAACAUCUGAAGAAGUCCCAGCCGAACAUCAAGCCGCUCUUGGACUAUUACGAGGCCGAAUUGAAUAAACUGAAGAACGAGCUCCACGCUGACCAGACCAUUAAAGACAUACAUACUACCUUCAACAAAUACUUCGGGGCUAUUAUCGCGGCCGUAGCGGAUACCAUGAAGGAAGUAACCGCGCGAUUAAGCGAGCUUCAGAAAGAGUACAAUGAAAUAGUCUCCAGGAUCGAAGAGGCAUGGAAGACAAUUUAUCCUCAAUUAAAAGAAUCCUACCAUAAGAUAGCCGAUGUAUAUAUCAAGUUCGUCGAUAGCGUCGCCAAUGUUUUGACAGUCUACCUCAAGACGAUACUCGUCCUGAUUAAUGAACAUCAGAAGGAGCUGAAGGAAUUAGCGGUCGUGGCUUCAGAGUUAACUCGGGACAUUGCGAAGAUCAUAUUGAAGGCCGUCAGUCAAAUCAAGAAAGACGUCGACGAAUUCAUCGUCCUGUUGAAGAAUCAAAUGAAAGCGUUACCGAUCUUCGAGAUGGCAAAGGAGCAGUACCAGGAUCUCAUAAAUCUUGAAAUUCCUGAAACCGUCUUGGGCUCCAUCCAUGACCUCAGCGAAGCUAUAAAGCCCAUGCUACCGACUAACGAAGUUCGACAGCUCUUCACCGCUACUUAUGAAUACAUCAUGAAGCACGUCAAACACGAGAAAGUCGAUGAUAACCACGAGAUCAAGAAGAUCUACGAUUACACGAUCGACGCCGUUGCGUCUCUCGUCAAGCUUAUCGGAUCCAGCGACACUGUGCACAACCUGGUAGAGGAAUUGUUCGAAGCUCAACUUCCGGUUGAGUUUGAAAUGUUAGCGAAGUUGCCAGCGAUCACCUCGUUCAAAGUGUCCCUCUUAGAUCAGAUACGCAAUAACGAAUUACCAUCGCUCACGGAUCUCUUCUACACUUACUUCUUCGUACCUUACAGGGCGAUUGUUAGUUCAGAAGUUGUGCCUCCCUACACCAAAGUCGGUAUCGUCACCGAUGGAGGACAUAUCUUCAGCUUUGACGGCAAUCAUUUGGAUAUGCCCGGCGAUUGCACCUACGUAUUGGCCCAGGACAUGCUGGACGGCAAUUUCUCUGUCGUGGCCAACUUCAACAAAGGAAAUCUCGUUAGCGUGACCGUUACGGAGCCUAAAGAGAGCAUCACGAUGAAGCACAAUGGCAACAUUCUGGUCAAUAAUAAGCCGGCCGAUUUCCCUGCCAGCACGAAGAAUCUGCACGCGUUCCUCUCUUCCGCCAUGAACGUCAAGUCAGAUUACGGUCUGUACGUUAUAUGCCGUUACAAACAACCCUUCCUUUGCAUAAUCACCGUGUCUGACUUUUAUCACGGAAGAUUACGCGGUCUUCUCGGUGAUGCCAACAACGAGCCUUAUGACGAUUACACGUUACCCUCUGGAAAGAUUACCGAGAGCGAGACUGAAUUUGCUAACGGAUACAAACUGAAGCCCGAUUGCCCGGCUGUGAACGCGAUCGAUCACAAGACGAAGCAACGCCAGCAAGUCUGCACCGACUAUUUCUCCGGCGAGAAGUCUGAUUUGAAAAACUGCUUCAACUUUGUUAAUCCGACUCAUUACCGAGACGCUUGUGACACUGCAGCUAGCGGAAAUCCGCAAGCUCCUUGCCUGCUCGCCACCGGGUAUUACGUUACUUGUCUUUUUAGAGGUGUUUUCGGAGUAAGCGUUCCAUCAGCUUGCGCAAGUUGCAAAGUUGGCGAGAACACCGUUGCCGUUGGUGAUACAUUCAGUGUCAAAAGCCCGAAGAAUCAAGCCGAUAUUGUCCUGGUAGUCGAGCAAGUUGAGAACAAUGAGAAAGUUUUUAAAGAUCUGCUUCCGCAAUUGAUAACCGACCUGAGAGAGGAAUUAAAACAACACGGCAUUACGGACGUUCACAUUGGUUUAGUCGGUUUCGCCGAGCACAUGGAAUAUCCUAGGCACUACACCACCAACGGUAAUACUAACAUCGAUGGCGAAGUGAAGAAUAUGAAAUUCAAGAAGCCAGAGCCGAUUCUUACUUUCGAGGAGGCCAAGAAAGGUGAUUAUGAGAAGCAAUGGAAAUACCUUGAACAAAGAUUAAAUCUGGAGUUUGGCACCUUCAAAUUGACCGAUGCCUACGAGGAAGCUAUUAAGUAUCCGUACAGACCUGGCGCGGUCAAGGCUGUCGUUGCAAUCUUUGGUACUCCAUGUGAGAAGAGUCCAUUGCCAAUAUCGUUGCAACAAUUGAGGCUUUUGCUAGGACAGAAGCUAUACCGAGAUUUAGGACUGACCUAUUAUCAAGUUUAUGCUAGUGACAUCCAGAUCUCCGGCAAAGUGCAAAAGAACAUUGUUGGUUACGAUAGCGAUAGUGUAUACGUGUUCGGCGACAGCAAGAAGAAGCCACUGGUUGGAAGCACUGACCUUAAAAAUAACAUGGUCGUACCUGGUCCGGUUGACGUGUGUGCCGACUUUGCUAUCGCGUCUGGCGGAGCGGCGUUCAGUUCCAACAACUUCAUCGACGCUAAACCAAAUCAGAAGAGACAGUUCUCUCAGGUUGUUGCCAGAAGGAUCGUCGAGGACGUCACGAGCGUCGAAAUCGAACAAGAUUGCGUGUGCGACAAAAUCCACGGAUUUGGACAUUCUCACUGUAAGAUCGUUGGACGCAAGGAGAAGGAACAACUCGAAAGACACACGAAAGGAGGAGUGAAGGGUUGAAGAAGCCACAGUACUAUGCAUACUAUUACUAAUUAAUUUAGAUGUAAUCUAUUUGUUACUUUGUUACAAUAUCGUAAAAGCCCUUUUGAUAGAAUGAUAAGUGAUAUAAUUGCGUCAUUCGUGGUCGGUAUCGCCGAUCUUCCAUCGAUCGAAAAGAAUGUCGGAGGUAAGACUCGAAUUGUGUCUCACAACUGCAUUCGUUUUUUUUUUUUAGAUCUAAUAUAAACAUAUAAAUGCAAAUUAAUGCGAAUGCAAUAAAUUGAUGUAUCAUUUAUCAAUGUACAAUCAGCGAUGUUUUACAGAGAAAAAUAAACAUUGGCACAUACUGUGUUUGUGUGUAAUGAAAA
This is a messenger RNA of Solenopsis invicta (red fire ant), 10624 nucleotides long. It is a transcript of the gene apolpp, whose product is annotated as apolipophorins. Gene Ontology annotation, molecular function: lipid carrier activity. The transcript has 26 exons. The coding region runs from base 108 to 10277 and encodes 3389 amino acids. Gene Ontology annotation, biological process: lipid transport. The record is from RefSeq and is a predicted model, not a curated record. Lineage: Eukaryota; Metazoa; Arthropoda; Insecta; Hymenoptera; Formicidae.